Messenger RNA from Glarea lozoyensis ATCC 20868, 1293 nucleotides. RefSeq names its product Metalloproteases (zincins), catalytic. The coding region runs from base 1 to 1293 and encodes 430 amino acids. NCBI's taxonomy places the organism in Eukaryota, Fungi, Ascomycota, Leotiomycetes, Helotiales, Helotiaceae. The transcript is spliced from 9 exons. The record is from RefSeq and is a predicted model, not a curated record. Gene Ontology annotation, molecular function: metallopeptidase activity.
AUGUUUUACCAGAAGCUUACUUCAUUUACCCUUAUUUUCCUUCAAGUUCCUUUCGCUUUGCCUGCAACACUACCUCAGGAUUACUCUACUACUCUUGACAAGGGUGCAUCCAACAUCACCCACUACUGCAGAGAUAGUACCCAUCCCAUUACGCCGGGCGAGAUAAAAAUGCUCCAAGAGCAGGCUAACGCAUACCAAGGAAUCUUUUGGGACGUAGCAUACCCAGGAGGAAACGGUCUCUCGGGAUCAAAGACAGAUGGGGGGUGCGACCUUGACUCGUACGAUAUUCUUGUCGAAGCAACACGAAAUGCUGUUAGUCUUGCUGAUUUCCGCGGGACCGACUUGAUUCGAGAAGACAGAUCUUUCAAUAAGUUCUUUGUCCGAAAUAGUGUGGCCCCCAUUGGCGGGCGAUGGACAUCGAUGGAGAAGGAAGAAAAAAACAGACGUGAUCGUGUCACGUAUCAGUGUAAAGAUGUCGAGUUUUCACAUGCCGGUUUUCAUGGUUGUGAGGGUGGAGCUACUGCAUAUACUUCAAAUAUCAAACGAAGUUUUCUCGGCUGGACCAUAGUCUUUUGUCCCAAGUUCUUCUCUCUCAAAUAUCUGAACGAAAUCCUCGCUCGGUCCAGCGUCCCGGAAUCAUCGCUUGGUAACUUGGACUUGGUAUCAUAUGAGCAAGUACUUCUCCACGAAUGGUUGCACAAUGAUAUCAUGGGCUACACUGAACAUCUCGUGGAUGUGAUCGAUUCAAUCGACGAUGUCAGCCCGAAACGCAAAAUCUACGGCAUGAGUGAAGCGCGAGACUAUGCAUGGAAGUUUAUGAAAGGAAGGCUGAAUACCAUGAAAGUCAAUCAUGUUGUCGCUUCUAACGUCGAGAACUAUGUCUGGUACUUCGUCGACAAGUUAUACGGUGCCCGGUGGGGAUGGAACGGGAAUGGCAACGCAUUCCAACUCAAAAAAAUACAACUCGCUGAGAUCAAAGACGCUAUAGUUGAACAAGCGCCAGUCCAAGCAGACACCCUCGAUGUGGGCGGUGAAACUCCAGACCCAGCUACUUUACCACCAGCAAAAUGGCCCGCUGAUUGCCAUGGGGAUCUUCUAAUUGAUACCAUCGACACGAGUGCGCUUGUUUGCGACUACGUUGUCCCACCAGACGAUGAACCUGCUCCUACUACCACAGCUUCUCCCUCACCGCUGCCAGUUGUGAAGCUUCCACCUGAUCCCAAGAAUUGCAGUUGCAAUGAGAGCGGAUGCACACCUGCAUCGCCUGAUUGUUGUGCUGAUGGAACUUGCUAG